Molecule: messenger RNA, 2719 nt
Organism: Centropristis striata (black sea bass)
Lineage: Eukaryota; Metazoa; Chordata; Actinopteri; Perciformes; Serranidae
Gene: dynlt5
Product: dynein light chain Tctex-type family member 5
Exons: 5
Coding region: 2034-2570 (178 amino acids)
Biological process (GO): microtubule-based movement
Cellular component (GO): cytoplasmic dynein complex; cytoplasm
Molecular function (GO): dynein intermediate chain binding
Source: RefSeq, a predicted model, not a curated record
AGGAGGCGACUCUACUGGUUGUAAAAAGAAGUCCACACCAGGUUUUAAACCAAAUUGUAUAUUUAAUGUAUGGCUGCGGUGAGUUUAUGUUUAUUAUUAUUAUACAUUUAUGUGAUUAGCCUAAUAGCAGAAUAGAUGUUUUUUCUUUGCAAAGAAGAAAGAAAGAGAAGAAGCAAAACAAAGAAGAAGAUUUUUUGUUUGUUUUGUUUAAGUGAUAAUAAUUUCUCUACAAAAUACUUUAUGUGCUUGCAAAAAAUCAUAUUCUUUCCCAUCCCGUGAUCAGGACUGAAGCACAUGUAUGUAAUGCUAAACCUCCAUCACAUGUGCAGCCUUUACCACUACUUUGAUGGCAUUUUGCCACUAACGGGUCACGUGAACAGAGAGUUGAAACUGUCAGUAAAUCAAUUAGACCUGCUGAAGAACAAAAAGCAUUACAUUACCACUGUGGGCACGUGCAAUGCCGAGGUACAUCAACUUUCCCCACAUCACAAGACUGCAGUGGUGUUUGAGGUGGUGAUUGAAAUUUUUGUAACAAAAAGGUGUGUGAAUGACAGAAGCUGCUACUUUCACUGGAGGAGUUUGGUUCAUUUAUUCUGUUAAAUGUUACAGAAAUUAUGUUUGAAAGGGCCUUAAGAUGCAUACAGAGCCAGACGUGAGUGCCAUACGGGGGUGAGAGGAGUACAGAGGGGACCUGGGCUGAAGAUUGUAGGAGUUGCCUUUGAUGCUGCUUAAAAACGAGGCCAAUUCCUUUAACCAUGAUCUUUGAUAGAGGUCUUGACGAGGAUUAUCGGGGACAUCGCAGAGUAAUGAAAAGAAAUGUCUAUCAAGAAGACAGCACUAUUCAUGUCCCUGUUUUAUUUUCUUCCUUUUCCACCAUGUUGAAUAAAUGUUUUAUCAUUUUCUAAUAGCAAUAUUUAAGUGUAAAAAGUGUACAUAAAAAAAGCUAUGUUUCAAAUAUUUCUCUGGGCAUAUGGAUGUGUCUGUGAUUGUCUCUUGGUUUAUUGAUGUCAGCACUCAUGAUGAAUUAGGUUCUUCGUAACCACACCACCACUCUUCAUCUAUUGUUUUUACAUGUGGGUUUCUUGUACCAAAAAAAAAGUGUUACUGUGGAUGAAUAACUCCAAACGGUGCCGCAUGAAAUCUGCAUUUGUCCAUUCCAGUCUUAUCAAUGCAAUACCAAUUUAUCCAUUUCAAUAAGGUCAUGAUACGUGUGUUAUUAUUGUAUAAUCGUGCUAUGAGAGGAGACUUUUUGCCUUCACUUAAACCUCCACUCUCUGUUUUGCUGUUGUUGCACCUUCAGAAACUCAUUGUCAAUAAAUUUGGCAUGUAUUCAUUGAUAUUCCCAUCCCAUGCAUCUGACAGGUGUUUGACAUUCUCCUGUGUUUGACUUGCACACAAAACACACCUUAAAUUCCAUUAAUAAAACAAAUCCAUGGCUUCAUGUCACAUGCUGAUAUGUGUUCGAACAUCACAUUUUAUAGAAUGUUUUAAUGUGUUGACUCACAGUUUGGGCCUAGAUGUAAUAUUUCAUUUAGUCUUUUUAAAAAAAAUCUGGUUCUUCGGUUAAUUAAGAAGAAAAAUCCUCAGUGUUUCUGUUAAUUAUGCUUAUGUUUUUCUUUGCCUUAUUUUUGAGCAUACACUAAGUCCUCCAGUAUGGGAGGGUUUUUUGUCAGUUUAUUUUUUCUACAACUUUUUGGCUGUAUUCCUUUCACUGCAUUGGACACAGAAUAUGCAAACAUGUCAUGUAAAUUUCCCAUCCAAAGAUUUUGAAAGUAAAUAUAUGAAAAAAUCAAUAUAAUGUAAUACCUGUUUUACUUGGUAAUAAAGAAGAGGAAAUAUGAGACGUUUAUCUCUAUCUCAUUUAUUCAAAGAUAGAAAAGAAUACUUAACAGGGUGACGAUCUGUAGCAGCAGGAAGCUCCGCCCACUGAAUGACUCCUACUGUUGCUAUGACAACACCAAGCUCUGGCAAGCUUUGUUGUGCCCCGUUCAAGAGGAUCUGAAACUGAGAAACUAAAGGAAAGGGAAGCUGUCAUGUCUGACCUGCUUAAAGACAAAUCCCAAAGAAGAGACAAGAAGGCAGGCAAGUUGCCCUUAGAGGGAAGCCAUGGAGUCAGAGGCAAAGAAACAACCGGCAGGACUAAAGACUCAAUAAGUACUGUGUCGAACCUAGAUGAUGUAGCACACCAUGAUGAUGACAACGCUCGGAUGGCCGUAACAAUGGAGAACACCUACCAGAUGGGACCAUACAAACGCUUCCCAGUUCCUGCUGUCACAGACAUACUGAAGGAUGUACUUACCAAUUACCUCCAAAAGGAGAAGUAUGAAUUAAAGUGGUCUCAAGACAUGACAAAAAGCCUAUGUGAGGAGAUAAAAGCCCGGGUGAAGAACCUCAUGAUUCCCCGAUAUAAGAUUGUUGUUCUGGUCCACAUCGGCCAGCUCACCGGACAGAGCAUGCAGAUCAGCAGCCGCUGCCUGUGGGACGCAGCCAAUGACACCUUCGCCUCCUACUCCUUCAAGAACAGCUCUCUGUAUAGCGUGGCAACAGUCUACGCUGUUUACUUUGAGUGACCCAUGCAGACAUUGAAUAGACUCUGAUAAGACUUACUGAAGCCUCACAGAUAUAAAAAGAUUGCUGCUGUGGAGGAGUUCUAUAUCUACAGUCAUGGAAAAAAAAAUAUUAGACCAACCUUGUUUUCUUCGAUGUCUUGUUCUUUUUA